GGAAGCGGGCUGAGCCGGUCUCUCCGAGCGCCACUUGCGCUUCCGGGGGCCUCGGCUGAGGUCUACUGUGUUCCGGGGAGGCGGCGCGAGAGGGAGAAGAGGUUUGAGCGGCCGGCCCAGGCCGGGCAGACCUCCUUCCCAGAUGUGAGCAGUUUCGCGAACCUCCGUCAGGCGAAGGCUGCCCAGAGAGGAGAGCCGGUGGCUGGGCCGGGAACAUGAGGCAGUGUCUGCUGUUCCUGACCAGCUUGGUUCCUUUCGUGCUGGCGCCGCGACCUCCAGACGAUCCGGGCUUCGAUUCCCACCAGCGAGUCGAGAAGCUUGAUUCUUUGCUCUCAGACUACGAUAUCCUCUCCUUAUCCAAUAUCCAGCAGCACUCGGUAAGAAAAAGAGAUCUACAAGCCUCGACACAUGUAGAGACACUGCUAACUUUUUCAGCAUUAAAAAGGCAUUUUAAACUAUACCUGACAUCAAGUACUGAACGCUUUUCACAAAAUUUCAAAGUCGUGGUAGUAGAUGGUAAAGAUGAAAGCGAGUAUGCUGUCAAAUGGCAGGAUUUCUUCAGUGGACACGUGGUUGGUGAGCCUGACUCUAGGGUUCUAGCCCACAUAGGAGAUGAUGAUGUUACCAUACGAAUCAACACAGAUGGCACAGAAUAUAACAUGGAGCCGCUUUGGAGAUUUAUUAAUGAUACUCAAGACAAGAGGAUGUUAGUUUAUAAAUCAGAAGAUAUCAAGAACAUUUCACGUUUGCAGUCUCCAAAAGUAUGUGGUUAUUUAAAAAUGGAUAAGGAAGAAUUACUUCCAAAAGAGCUAGUAGACAGAGAGCCACCUGAAGAGCUUGUUCAUCGGGUGAAGAGAAGAGCUGAUCCAAAUCCCCUGAAGAACACGUGUAAAUUAUUGGUGGUAGCAGAUCAUCGCUUUUACAAAUACAUGGGAAGAGGGGAAGAGAGUACAACUACAAAUUAUUUAAUAGAAUUAAUUGACAGAGUUGAUGACAUCUAUCGGAACACUUCAUGGGACAAUGCAGGUUUUAAAGGCUAUGGAAUACAGAUAGAACAGAUUCGCAUUCUCAAGUCUCCACAAGAGGUAAAACCUGGUGAAAGGCACUAUAAUAUGGCAAAAAGUUACCCAAAUGAAGAAAAGGAUGCUUGGGAUGUGAAGAUGUUGCUAGAGCAAUUUAGCUUUGAUAUAGCUGAGGAAGCAUCUAAAGUCUGCCUGGCACAUCUUUUCACAUAUCAAGAUUUUGAUAUGGGAACUCUUGGAUUAGCUUAUGUUGGUUCUCCCAGAGCAAACAGUCAUGGAGGUGUUUGUCCAAAGGCUUAUUAUAGUCCAGUUGGGAAGAAAAACAUCUAUUUGAAUAGUGGUUUAACCAGCACAAAGAAUUAUGGUAAAACCAUCCUUACAAAGGAAGCUGACUUAGUUACAACUCAUGAAUUGGGACACAAUUUUGGAGCAGAACAUGAUCCAGAUGGGCUGGCAGAAUGUGCCCCGAAUGAGGACCAAGGAGGAAAAUAUGUCAUGUAUCCCAUAGCUGUGAGUGGCGAUCACGAGAACAAUAAGAUGUUUUCAAACUGCAGUAAACAGUCAAUCUAUAAGACCAUUGAAAGUAAGGCCCAGGAGUGUUUUCAAGAACGCAGCAACAAAGUGUGUGGGAACUCCAGGGUAGACGAAGGAGAAGAGUGUGAUCCUGGCAUCAUGUACCUGAACAACGACACCUGCUGCAACAGCGACUGCACAUUGAAGCAAGGUGUCCAGUGCAGUGAUAGGAACAGUCCAUGCUGUAAAAACUGUCAGUUUGAGACUGCCCAGAAGAAGUGCCAGGAGGCUAUUAAUGCUACUUGCAAAGGCGUAUCUUACUGCACAGGUAACAGCAGUGAGUGCCCCCCUCCGGGAAAUGCUGAAGAUGACACGGUUUGCUUGGAUCUCGGCAAGUGUAAGGAUGGGAAGUGCAUCCCCUUCUGCGAGAGGGAGCAGCAGCUGGAGUCCUGUGCUUGUGACAAAACUGACAACUCCUGCAAGGUGUGCUGCAGGGACCUUUCUGGCCGAUGUGUGCCCUACGUCAAUGCCGAACAAAAGAACUUAUUUUUGAGGAAAGGAAAACCCUGUACAGUAGGAUUUUGUGACACGACUGGUAAAUGUGAGAAACAAGUACAGGAUGUAAUUGAACGAUUUUGGGAUUUCAUUGACCAGCUUAGCAUCAAUACUUUUGGGAAGUUUUUAGCAGACAACAUCGUAGGGUCCGUCCUGGUUUUCUCCUUGAUAUUUUGGAUUCCUUUCAGCAUUCUUGUCCAUUGUGUGGAUAAGAAGUUGGAUAAGCAAUUUGAAUCUCUCUCUCUGUUUCACCCCAGUAAUGUUGAAAUGCUGAGCAGCAUGGAUUCAGCGUCCGUCCGCAUCAUCAAACCAUUCCCUGCACCCCAGACUCCAGGCCGCCUUCAGCCUGCCCCUGUGAUCCCUUUAGUGCCUACAGCUCCAAAGCUGGACCACCAGAGAAUGGACACUAUCCAGGAAGACCCCAGCACAGACUCGCAUAUGGACGAGGACGGCUUUGAGAAGGACCCCUUCCCAAAUAGCACCACAGCCGCCAAGUCCUUUGAGGAUCUCACGGACCAUCCGGUUACUAGAAGUGAAAAGGCUGCUUCCUUUAAACUGCAGCGUCAGAAUCGAGUUGACAGCAAAGAAACAGAGUGCUAGUUUAGGGAUCAUAUUCUAAGCUCUUUUGACUUACUAUGCAGAAUAUUUUUAUAGAUUUGACCUAAAAAUCACAGCAUAUAUUUUGUGAAGAUCUGGGAGAAGGAAGUGACUUCACAGAUGCUGGUAAUGUGUUUGACUUUCUGCAUGUAAACAAUACUUGUGUGGGUGGGCCCUUUUCCCUUUGAAAAGGCAGGCGAAUCUAGCUUAUUUUGAGGCGUUCAGGUUUUAGUGUUUUUGAACUUUAAAAUAUCCUUCAACCUGUGGUACAAGAGCAAAAAAUACAGCUGGAUUGGGUUAUGAAUAUUUACAUUUUUGUAAAUUUAGCCUUUUAUAUUGACAACACCACUGCUAGAGAGAUGACUAGUUUUUCUAACUUUUUUUGAGUCAGAGUCUCUGUUACCCAGGCCUGGAGUUCAGUGGCAUGAUCACA
Molecule: messenger RNA, 3120 nt
Organism: Carlito syrichta (Philippine tarsier)
Lineage: Eukaryota; Metazoa; Chordata; Mammalia; Primates; Tarsiidae
Gene: ADAM17
Product: ADAM metallopeptidase domain 17
Exons: 19
Coding region: 216-2690 (824 amino acids)
Biological process (GO): membrane protein ectodomain proteolysis; Notch signaling pathway
Cellular component (GO): plasma membrane
Molecular function (GO): metalloendopeptidase activity
Source: RefSeq, a predicted model, not a curated record